AGACCCGUAGCUUCUCCUCAGACGCCGAGAUAAGCUUCUAGUGAUUGGGCAGCGUGCGUCCCCCGUGACGCCGGAAGGCCGUGUGAUUGGUCCGCAGAGUCCACUGCAGCUUUUCUCUGUCGCUCAAGGCUUUCUGCCACUUCUCUUUCUCUAGGCGAGCAUUCUUUGUUGGUGACUGGAGCUGCUAGUCCAGAAGGAACAGACUGAGCCAGGCGAGGCACCAUGACAACCCUGGAUGAUAAGUUGCUGGGAGAGAAAUUACAGUACUACUAUAGCACCAGUGAAGAUGAGGACAGUGACCAUGAAGACAAAGACAGACGCAGGGGAGCCCCAGCCAGUAGUGCCAUGCCUGUGGAGGCUGAGCUGGCAGGUGAAGGCAUUUCAAUCAAUACAGGUCCAAAAGGUGUGAUUAAUGACUGGCGCCGCUUUAAGCAGUUGGAGACAGAGCAGAGGGAGGAGCAGUGCCGGGAGAUGGAGCGGCUGAUCAAAAAGCUGUCUAUGAGCUGCAGGUCUCAUCUGGAUGAAGAAGAGGACCAACAGAAACAGAAGGACCUCCAGGAGAAAAUUAGUGGGAAGAUGACUUUAAAGGAGUUUGCUACAAUGGACAAGAACUUGGAUGAUGAAGAGUUUCUGCAGCAGUAUCGGAAGCAGAGGAUGGAAGAGAUGCGACAGCAGUUUCAUAAAGGGCCCCAAUUCAAGCAAGUUUUUGAGAUUCCCAGUGGAGAAGGGUUUUUAGAUAUGAUUGAUAAAGAACAGAAAAGCACCCUUAUCAUGGUUCAUAUUUAUGAAGAUGGUGUCCCAGGGACUGAAGCCAUGAAUGGCUGCAUGAUCUGCCUUGCCACAGAGUACCCCGCUGUCAAAUUCUGCCGAGUGAGGAGCUCCAUUAUUGGGGCCAGCAGUCGUUUUACCCGGAAUGCCCUUCCUGCUCUGCUCAUCUACAAGGCGGGUGAAUUGAUUGGCAAUUUUGUUCGAGUCACUGACCAGCUGGGGGAAGAUUUCUUUGCUGUAGACCUUGAAGCUUUCCUACAGGAAUUUGGAUUGCUCCCAGAAAAGGAAGUCUUGGUGCUGACAUCUGUGCGAAACUCUGCCACCUGUCACAGUGAAGACAGCGAUCUGGAAAUAGAUUGAACUGAUAAUCUAGUUCCGUAGCUAUCUCAUUGUUUGGGCUGGAGGACACAUGUCUGUAUUUAUUUCUGUCCUUCCUGUGUCUUCUGGCUUUACAGCUGUUCUUUGUAGUCUCAUUUAGUAUGUGAAAAGUCAAGAAAUUCUUAGAUUAAAUCAGAAUGCUGACUCAUUUUGUGGCUAGCAGUAAAGUGACUUCAAAUUAUAUCAACAGGAAGCUGGGUCCUUGAGCUGUUUACUUCUCUAGCGUGGCAUCUCUGAUACUGUUUCUAGUCAAUAUUGACAUGGCACCCUUGAAGGCAAUGUCUUGAAAAUUGUCUUCUGAUGACCUCAGAAUUCUACUGGGUCUGAGAGUAUAAUUCCCUAGUGAGUGUGUUCUGUGCAAUGUAAACAGUGCAUUUCCAUAAUCACUUGAUUGCAAAUCAUGUUUACUUGCAAUCAGAUGCAUAGCUGCACUUUUUUUCUCUAGAUCCUUCUCUACCAGGGUCCAUACAAGGUUGGGAAUGUAGCUCAGUGGUGAACUCUUAACCUAACAUGCACAUGACCCCAAGAUAUCUGUUUCCUAGCACUAUCAAAACUAAAGGUUCCAGAUGGUGCCUGGUGCUGUAGUUAGCUGUGGCUUCUGCUUCAGGAAUCAGUGGUCCAGUCCAGCAUAAUGAAGUAUGAACAGGAAACGGUGGUUUUUGUUGACUGCUGUCAUGUUAGAAGGCAAACAUCCUAUUGACUGACAUUGGUGUAGGUAGAGCUUGAAAACCUCAGUUGGAGGACAUUUCUGUACUCCUGCUCAUCAGUAUCUAUUCCUGUUAUUUAACAAGGUAACUUCUUUUUUAACCUCAACUUUUUAAAAAGCUUUUUUUGCCUAUUAGAAAAAAAGAUCAUAUUUAGUAGAAGAAAAUCAGCCAAAAUAUAGGUGUAAAAAUGGUUUAAAAAUAUAAUUCUGCCACCUAAAUACUGUAUGUUUUGGUAUAGUUCAUAUAUAGUUUUUUUUUUUUAUGUAUUCAUAGGAUUUGGUUUGUCUUUAAAUAACACUGAGAUCAUUCAGAGCAUACUGUCUGAUAGUAUGGUCAGCUACUAACAUCAGAUGUUUUUCAUGUUACUAAAUACUCUUCUGUAACAUUUUAAUAGCUGUUGAUAUUCCACUGAUAUACUGUAAUCUGCUUGGUGGUUGGUUUUUAGAAAGAUGGCAAACAUUUUUAUUACAAACCUUUUACUAUGAAAUGUGUUCAUCAUAGAACAUACAAUAAAAAUUAAGCUAAAAAGAUAUUUAAAAGCCAUACAGUUUUACUACUGAUAAUUACUGUCACCAUUUUUACAGAUCUCUUUAUAGCUUUAUGUGUAUGUGUGUAUUUAUAAAAUUCAUUGUCAUUCAAGUUUCUUUUUCCCUUUUGGUUAUUUAUAUGUCCUAGUAUCAGUGGAAAAGAAAUGUAAUGUGGAAGUAAAUAUUAGCUUUAGUAUGCACACUUGAGUUUUUUGGUUGCUCAGAAACUAACUGUAAAUGAGUCUUGAAAGUAUCUGUUGGGUUUAAUCAACAAAAACAGUGUCAUUUUCUGACUACGGAGCUCAUUGCACAAGUGAGAAAAAUCAUUAGGAGCAGAGACAACUGAUGUCAAUAUUCUAGUUUAUUUCUUUCCAGUCCUUUUUUCCCCCAUUCUUAAUAACAUUGAUAGUUACUGAAUUCUGUGUCCUACUUUAUGUAAUAGUACAUACUAAGAAUACUUUGGUAUAUUGUAAAAGUUCUGAAUAAAUCAGUUGCUUUAUAGUUCACCAUUUAAAUAAACCAUACCAUAUUAACUCAGUCCCUGUAUAUUAGAUAUUUAAACUCCCAGCAUUUUGCUAAAGUAUUAAACAUCUUUGUGAUUU
This is a messenger RNA of Mastomys coucha (southern multimammate mouse), 2982 nucleotides long. It is a transcript of the gene Pdcl, whose product is annotated as phosducin like. The transcript has 4 exons. The record is from RefSeq and is a predicted model, not a curated record. Gene Ontology annotation, biological process: regulation of G protein-coupled receptor signaling pathway. The coding region runs from base 223 to 1128 and encodes 301 amino acids. Lineage: Eukaryota; Metazoa; Chordata; Mammalia; Rodentia; Muridae.